Messenger RNA from Menidia menidia (Atlantic silverside), 3414 nucleotides. NCBI's taxonomy places the organism in Eukaryota, Metazoa, Chordata, Actinopteri, Atheriniformes, Atherinopsidae. The record is from the annotation of a GenBank genome assembly.
UCUAAACCCUCAUUAGCACCACUUAGUACAGACUGUUUUGCAGAGCAGUUCCUCUUGCUCUUUCACAGCAGAGCCCCUCUAGCUGGGAGGCAAAACACCUCUUCACUACUCUGGAAAGUGAGAACUGGCCACACAAACCACAUCUCAGGCCCGCAGUGGGGCUGAAGGCUUGCUCUGAGACGGCAGCAUGGACCCCGCAGGUUAUGGAAUUGCAGCCAUGAGGAGAGGAAGCUACGACGAUGCAGCAGGCUCUCUGCGUCCUCACUUCAGACACUUGGCUCAGAGACGACGCUCUGCUCCAUCUUUGGUGUUUGGGAAGGCUUUGGGAAUGCCAUGGUCUCCUAUCAGGGAGGAACUUCCUUGCUGGGUGUCUGUGGAGCAGAGUCCAUUUGUCCUUGGACUGACCAGUGAGAACGGAGAGCUGCUGCUGGACGAGUGCGUCCAGGUCACAGAGGGGAUGAAGACCAGGGAGAGACACCUGUUCCUCUUCAGUGACGUUCUUGUCUUCGCCAAACUCAACAGGUCGACCGCCAGCUACCGCCUGAAGCACAGAGUAAACCUGGAGGAUAUCUGGCUGUACGGCUUUGAGAACGAGCAGGAGCAGGAGGACCACGACGGGCUGACCGGGGAUACUGACCUCAGGCUGACGCUCAUCCUCGGCUGGGCUCUCACAUUUUGCCUCGUGUGUUUUCGCUCGCCUGAGGUGAAAGAACGCUGGUUAGAUACCCUUCACAGAAAAAUUACUGACGCGAAAGCGAGAACUGGCUGUUCUUCUUUACCUCCAGACGUCCUCAUGAAGGUGUUGAGUGGCAGCAUUGCAACUAAAACUCUAACAGGAGGUGGCAUGGAGCAACAAAUCGAGCUUCCACUUGAGGGAGGUGCAAAGAUCUCUGCUCUGGCAAAGCAGUUGAACAAUCAAGAAGAGAAGCUUAACGGAACCAAAUGGAACCUAGUGAGGAAUAUGAAGUUCAGAAAGGGUUCUAAGGCUUUCAAGACUCAGCUGUUUGGACAGUCCCUCUGCAAGAUAUGCCCAGAUGACUACUCUCUUCCAAAACCAAUCACAGAUCUGUUGGUGUUGCUGAGGAAGAGAGGUCCGUCCACUGAGGGGGUGUUUCGUAAGGCAUGCAACAACAAGAACAUGAAGGACAUCAAAGAGCAGCUCAACAGCGGUGUGGAGGUGGACCUGGACGGUCAGCCAGUCGUUCUGCUUGUUGGACUGUUCAAAAGUUUCCUGAAGGAACUUCCUGGCAGCCUGUUGAGGUCUGACCUUUAUGACAAAUGGAUGACAGCACUUGACAAUGAGAAUGCCCAGUCGAGAACUCAGGAAAUCACAAAGGUGGUGGAGGAUCUCCCGGGGCCCAACAAACUCCUCCUGCGCUACCUGAUCUGUGUGUUGCAUCACAUCCUUGAGAGUGCAGAUAUCAACAAGAUGGAUGCCCACAACUUAGCGGUGUGCAUUGCCCCGACGCUGCUGCAGCUGGAAGACAUUCCACUGGAUGGGCAGAGGGAAAAGAUGCAGAAGGUCACAGAACUCACUCAGUUCCUGAUUGAGAAUUAUGAGAUUCUGGGAGAUAACAUCCCCAAUUUGCUGCACACUGAUGAAGAUUCCCUGUCCUCACUUCAUCACGACUCUGCGUAUGACAGCACAGACCCAGAUGGGGAUUUAGAGGCCGGAGAGAAGAUCAGGUCCACGCAUGAAGGAUGUGGCUCAUCUUCCUCAUCUUCCUCUCUGAGCCCCAGCACAGCCACCCUGUCGUGGCAGUCAGACGCCGCCUUCCACACAAAGUCGACUUUCAGCCGCCGCUGCUCGGAGCCCAUCCUCCCCCUCUCCUCGCAAUUUCAGAGCCUGAGAGGUCACGCCCGUAGCCACGACGACUGCUCCCUGGAGAGGGAGGACUUCGACGAGCAGCCUCUGAAAAAGCAGAUCUCGGACGACUCCUUCCUGCUCAGAAGUCGAGGCGGAGCCAAGUCCGUUUUGUCUUUCCCGAAACUGAACAGCGGCUCCAACAUGGAUCCGCUGCCCUACAUGGGCAAAGACUGCUCGUGCUCUUCGCUGGAGAGCUCUUCCUCCAACCAGUCGGAGGGCUCCGUGUUCACCGGCUCCCCGGCCGGAUCACCUGGAUGCCCCAGAAGGACAGACAGCCCAGAUCCGCCCGCAGACGCCAAGCCGGACACUUCCAAACCGGUUACGGUCGAGAAGAGGAGGUCUCAGUCCAUGAAGGUGGCCUCUAAAGUCCUGAUGAGGACCAGGAGCUUGGGAGCUUUCAGCAGGGGCAGCAUGAAAAGAGACUCGCAGAAAGAAAACUCUUUCCCCUGCGAGACGCUGCCGGAAGACUCCUCCAGCGAGGCCGACCCCUCCGCCGAGCUCCAGCCGAGGCCGCGUCCCCUGUCCGCAUUCGAGGUGUUCAGGCUGGUGGACAGCAAGCUGCCCGGCAGGCCGCCGUCUUAUGAACAGGCCGUGCAGGCCUCGGGCCUGCCCCCGCGCUACUGCGCCAUGACUGUGCAGGACGCGGUCACGCUGGGGAGGAGGUCCCGCCCUUCCUCCGUCAAUUACGACUUUCCAAACGCCCGUUCCGUCAGGGAGCGCGCGUACGAGCCGGACUGCUUCGCUCAGACGGCGCGGGACGACGACGCCCCCGAGCGCCGGCAGCCUUUCCGCCAGAGGGCCAUGUCCGAGUCCGUGUCCGCGGGCCAGCACGACGCCGUGUCCCGGAGAUGCAGCCAACCCGUGUUCGAGGAAUUUUCAUACGCCAAGGAGUCCUACGUCUGACUUUGUAAACGUUUUGCAGGUUGGAUUUGAAGUCACGUGAACCUUUCUCAUGGACCUAAAACGCUCACAUGCAUUCCGAUUGUGUUUGACACAGUUGGAGCGCUUCACUUCUUUUAGUGGCACAAGAGUUUUCUUAUCUUGUUCAAAAAGAUUGUGCCCGCUGAAUAGAUUUGUCCGUCUCGUCAAAUGUUUCUGUUUUUGACUGUUUCAGUUUAAAUGAAUGUCAGUCAUGUGCCGUCUUCGCGAUGGCACAUUUACAGUAGUGCUAUUAAUAGUACGAAGAUUACAUUAUAUGUAGUUACUAAGAUAGAAGUUUAAUCUAUCACAAUGAAGCUAGAAACACAGGCAACUGUGUAUAAAUAUGCUAUGAAUUUCUAUGUGUAUUUUUGUUGUUUCGUCUUUUUGUUUGCUUUUUGCAAAUGCACCUCACUUUGCAUGGUCCUGUUCUUCCACUACACUAAAGCACUUUCAGGAUGAUUAACUAUGCUUUUCUUAUUUGUAUGCUAAACUGUAAAUAAAGUGGGACAGCAAUAGAAUGAGAAGUGUAAAGUUUGUUAAGAACUGUUGGGACUAAAUCGGAAGUGAUUUAAGAUAAGCGCUAGACAAAAUGGAAGCAUAGCAAAACAAUAAAAUCCUCUAAAAGC